This is a messenger RNA of Penaeus vannamei (Pacific white shrimp), 611 nucleotides long. The record is from RefSeq and is a predicted model, not a curated record. Lineage: Eukaryota; Metazoa; Arthropoda; Malacostraca; Decapoda; Penaeidae.
GAUUACCUACGAGAACGACGUUGCUUUGCUGAGACUUGCAGAAUCUUUGGUCUUCAAUCAGCUUGUUGCUCCCUUGGCAUUGCCGCAACCAGGGCAGAAUUUCACAAGCGAGAUGUGUCUUGUGUCGGGAUGGGGAACAACCAGCGAGGGAGGAUCAUCUUCAGAUAUCUUGCAGUACACUGAGAUCCCUGUCGUCAGUGACAGAAGGUGCCGAGCCACGUACACUGAUGAUGAAAUCAUGGAUUCGAUGAUCUGUGCCGGGUAUGAGGAAGGAGGAAGAGACACCUGCCAGGGGGACUCGGGAGGACCCCUAGCCUGUGGCGGUACUCUGGCAGGAAUCGUAUCUUGGGGCUACGGCUGUGCCCGGCCUGGCGUGCCCGGGGUCUACACCGAGGUCACUUAUUUCUUGGACUGGAUUAAUGCCCAUACGAGGAACCACUGAAAAUACUUACAUCAGAUUUACAGAUUCAGUUCGAGAAGAACCCUCUAUAAUGUAGGGACAAUCCUCUACAUGGAAACUCUAAACGAAGUCAACACCAUGCUAACUACAAUGAAAUGAUAUUGCAUAAGUAUGAUGUAUUUGAGUGCAUAUAAAAAUCCAUAAAAUUCCA